AUGGGCUGGUUUUGGGCAGAGUCUUCACCUUCUGCGCCUGUUGCGCCUGUUGCGCCGCACCGUAUGCCGCGAGGAGGCAACGCUGAACCACCUCCAGAAUGUCCCAUGCACAAGCCCAAGACGGCCACGGCUCCCGUAGUCGCAGAGAAAUCACAAACGGCCUCCUCGAGCGCCUGCCGUUAUGUACCCCCCUCAUCAGCAGACUCGUCUUCACCACCCAAGACCGGUCUCCUCUCACGCCUCAACCCCCUCAACAACAUGUUCAGCGACCUCUCCAAUGACCGCGCAGCCAAACAAACCCUCGACCUCCCGCUCUCCCGCGAAACGAGCACGAUCCCCAAAGGCGACGGCUCACUCUGGGAAUACCCCUCCCCGCAGCAAAUGUACAAUGCCAUGUUGCGCAAAGGAUAUACGGACACGCCCAUUGACGCAGUCGAGUCCAUGGUUGGCGUUCACAAUUUCCUCAACGAGGGCGCCUGGGCGGAGAUCAUGGGCUGGGAGCGGCGCUUCAGCAAAGGGAUAAUAGAGGGCUACAAGAUUUGCAAGCGCGGCGAGGACAUGGCCAAUCUCAUGCUCGGCACCGCAGACGAUCCCUUUGACACGACGACGUGGGACGAUGCCAAGAUUCCGCCUCCCAAGCUCCUCCGCUUCACCGGUCGACCGACGGAGAUGACGCCCAAGGCUACCAUACUGCAGUGGCUGGGCGAAGUCAUGCCGGGCAAGUUUGGCACCGCGCCCCCGUUCGACAGGCACGAUUGGUUUGUGGAGCGGUGCAACGAGAAUGGGUGUCAGGAGGUGCGCUACGUGAUUGAUUACUACGAGGGUGCGCCGGAGCCGACGGGCGAGCCGGUCUUCUAUCUGGAUGUCAGGCCUGCGGUAGAUGGGCCGCGGAGUGCAGCAGAAAGGACGAUUCGCUGGGGUACGGAUGUUUGGUGGAGAGGCACCGGUGGCGUAGCGCGAGAACUCAAGAAAUUGGAAGCAGCGAAAAAGGCAAAGGAGGAGGAGAUGGCUGCGAAGAGUAGGUCGUAUAAUUGA
This is a messenger RNA of Plenodomus lingam JN3, 1035 nucleotides long. NCBI's taxonomy places the organism in Eukaryota, Fungi, Ascomycota, Dothideomycetes, Pleosporales, Leptosphaeriaceae. The record is from RefSeq and is a predicted model, not a curated record.